Neltuma alba is the source of this 957-nucleotide messenger RNA. Its product is annotated as NDR1/HIN1-like protein 6. Gene Ontology annotation, biological process: defense response to other organism. NCBI's taxonomy places the organism in Eukaryota, Viridiplantae, Streptophyta, Magnoliopsida, Fabales, Fabaceae. The transcript has a single exon. The record is from RefSeq and is a predicted model, not a curated record. Bases 82 to 882 code for a protein of 266 amino acids. Gene Ontology annotation, cellular component: plasma membrane.
CUACUCUCCCUUCAUAUUUCAUUUCACCCCCCCCCCUCCUCUGGAUCCCGCUUUUUUGUUCCCUUCCACCCUCCUGCGACAAUGGCCGACCAACCAUCCUUCCCUACUUCCAAACCCGCCAAUACCAACGGCACCGCCGCAGCCCCCGCCGCCCCCAAUGGCUCCGCCAAUCCCGGCCCUGUUAAAUCCCAGCUUUACAACCCCAACCGUCAAGUCUACCGCCCACAAUCUUACCACCGCCGGCGACGCUCCCACUGCCGCUUUUCCUGCUGCUGCUGCUGCUUCUGGUCCAUACUCCUCCUUCUCGCCCUCCUUCUCCUCGCUGCCAUUGUCGGCGCUGCUCUCUAUGUCCUUUAUCGUCCUCACCGUCCCCAAUUCUCCAUCACCAAUCUUCGCAUUGCCAGGAUGAACCUUACUACUUCCCCUGAUUCCCCUCCUCAUCUCACUACCCUCCUCAAUCUCACCCUUAUAGCCAAAAACCCGAACAACCAUCUCGUUUUCUUCUAUGACCCUUUCUCUGUCACUGCCUACUCUGAUACCGUCGCCAUCGGGAACGGAACUUUGACGGCGUUUACAUCCAACCAGAACAACCAGACCAGCCUCCGAGCCGUCCUUUCCGAUGCUCAAGAUCUGGAUACUGAUGAGCUCACUAGUCUGAGAUCGAAUCUGAAGAAGAAAAAGGGGUUCCCGGUGAUGAUUCAGAUGGACACCAAGGUGAAGUUGAAGAUGGAGUGGCUCAAGAGCAAGAAAGUGGGGAUUAGAGUUGAGUGCGACGGAAUCAGGGGGACGGUUCCCAGCGGGAAGACUCCGUCGGUGGCUUCGGUCACGGACUCUGAGUGUAAAGUGGAUCUUCGAAUCAAGAUCUGGAAGUUCUCUUUUUAGAUUUUGUUCGAUUAUCGAUAUCGAUUCGUUACCCCUGUGAUGACCAAUCUAAUCAAUUAUAUUGCUUCUUCUUCU